CAGUCUCGACGCGCGCUCGUCGUUACACGUUCACUUUGUGUGUUGAUUUAUUUCUCUACAAACUACAACAACAUGUCGGGUCGCGGCAAGGGUGGCAAGGUCAAGGGAAAGGCAAAGUCCAGGUCCAACCGUGCCGGUCUCCAGUUCCCCGUCGGUCGUAUCCACAGGCUUCUGCGUAAGGGCAAUUACGCCGAGCGUGUCGGUGCCGGUGCGCCCGUGUACCUGGCCGCCGUCAUGGAGUACCUGGCCGCUGAAGUGCUCGAGUUGGCCGGUAACGCGGCUCGUGACAACAAGAAGACCAGGAUCAUCCCGAGACAUCUACAACUGGCGAUACGCAACGACGAGGAAUUGAACAAGCUCCUCUCCGGCGUCACCAUCGCCCAGGGUGGUGUGCUGCCCAACAUCCAGGCCGUGCUCUUGCCCAAGAAGACCGAGAAGAAGGCAUAAAUCGCCGCCGCGUUUUCGCAUCAUUUAUGUAUGCUGCACUCUGCUGCUGUAUACAUAUUGAUGAUCGAGACACGACCGAACGAAACGUGUGUGCACGUUUCUUCAAACAAAAAGGCCCUUUUCAGGGCCGCAAUAUGAUUCUGAGUAUUUAUGAAAUGUUUCUUGACGAUUGACACGAGUGCAAAUCUCUUCUUACACUAUACAAUAAUAAAUACUAUCACUACACAAUAUAAUGAUUAAUUGAUUGUCUGAAAAAGUCGGCAUGAUGGUUAACAGACAAAAUAAAUAAAUGCCUAAUUAUGAGAGAGAGACAAAAUAUACCCGUACGUAAAUACAUAGGUAGAUUCGAGUUUGAGCAUGAAAAAUCCUUAAGAAAAAUAUUUUAGUAUUUAUAACGUGAUGCGAU
Molecule: messenger RNA, 853 nt
Organism: Ostrinia nubilalis (European corn borer)
Lineage: Eukaryota; Metazoa; Arthropoda; Insecta; Lepidoptera; Crambidae
Product: histone H2A
Exons: 1
Coding region: 73-447 (124 amino acids)
Biological process (GO): heterochromatin formation
Cellular component (GO): nucleosome; chromatin
Molecular function (GO): structural constituent of chromatin; DNA binding; protein heterodimerization activity
Source: RefSeq, a predicted model, not a curated record